CCGCCCCGCCCGACACGCCCACCACGCCCCGUUGGGCCGCUACAUAAAGGGGUGGCUCGCAGGCCCCGCGGAGAGCUCCGUCCUCCUCCCACGAGUAGCCCGAUUCCCGCGGCCUGAGCCUGGAAAGAGAACCGGCGAGUCCUUGGGAUGUUCGCCAAGGCCACCAGGAAUUUUCUGAGAGACACUGACCCAGGAGGGGACCUGAUCCCCGUGUCGAGCCUGAAUGACUCGGACACGUUGCAGCUUCUGAGUCUGGUGGUGAAGAAGAAGAAGUUUUGGUGCUGGCAGAGACCCAAGUAUCAGUUUUUAUCAGUCACCAUCAAUGACAUCCUGACCAAAGAUCAAUUUCUGAACCCAGUUGUGGUUGAGUCGGACUUCGUGAAGUACGAAGGCAAGUUCGAAGAUGUUGUGAAGGGCACCGUGGAGACCGCGCUGGGGAGGCUCACCCUGAACGCCGGAGGCUUGGGCUUGGUGGAGAGCCAGUCCUCCUUUGGGACGCUGCGGAAGCAGGAGGUGGACCUGCAGCAGCUCAUCAGGGAGGCCGCAGAGAGGACAAUCAAUCUGCAGAGCCCCGUGCUGCACCAGGUCCUGGAGCACAAGAACGAGGUCCUGUGCGUCGUGACGCAGAAGAUCGUGACCACGCAGAAGUGUGUGAUCUCCGAGCACGUCCAGAUAGAGGAGAAGUGCGGCGGCGCGCUGGGGCUCAAGACCAAGAGGGUGGAGGUUUCUGUGAGCGAAGAUGGGAAUGUGACACGAGAUUCCAACGUGGUCCUCGAGAUCCCCACGGACACCCCCAUCGCCUUCAGGGUCCUGGAGCUCUAUGUCAAGGAAGAUGGGCAGUUUGAAUUCUGUUUGCUGCACGAGAAACAAGGCGGCUUUGAGCGAGGGAGCACGGACGGCCGGGACCACCUGGACGCUGGGAUCUUUGGAGAGUUCAUCUUCCCCUUCGUGCCAGACUCCGUGGACGGGAAAUCUGAGGCCGUGAAGCUCACGCCCGUUGAGGGCCCGUUAAGUGCCUUAAAACACGGGAUGCUGGUCUUGGAGAGGAAUUUCCGCCCUUUUGUGGAGCUGUCAGGCCAUCACCGAGCAGCUCUGUGUGAAAUCCUCUGGGAAGUGCUGCUUGACGAUGAAUUGGUGGUGGCCCUGGACACCGUGCUCAGUGACGUCCUGGCCGGCGGGCGCCCGCGGCUCUGGGCCCUGCCGGGGCUGAGCCCGGGCCAGCAGCAGCAGCUCGCCGCUUUCCUGGGCCUGGCCGGCCUCCACGUGCAGGAGGACUCGCGGGUGCGGCGGGACGCGCGGGCCCCUCGGGAGCUGCUGAGCACCGCUCACUUCCUCGUCAGCGCCCUGGCAGAGAUGCCGGACGACACGGUGGCUCUGAUGGGCGUUUGCUGCCAGCUCCAUCUGAUACCGACCUUGUGUCACUUGCCUCAGGUGACGUCCGCUGACGGCGUUUCCGAACUCGGGGAUCCCAGCCUGGCCCCCCUCAGUGAUGCAGGAAGCUUUGAGGUUGUGCAGAAGCUGUUUGCCUUGUCCCACAUCAGCCUGGAGCGGAGGGAGGCGCACGUGGAAGCCGUCAUCAUGAAACGGCCCCAGUAUCUCCCCCUCGUCCUUUAUAUCACCCUGCAUGGACUUUGUGCUUUAGAAGGAAAAGCCGAGUGAGGGGAUCGGGCAAAGGCCCAAGUGCUGCUGAGGGCUGCUCGCUCCAGGGCUCGCUCGGCCUUCAGGAGACCCAAUGCUGCUCACGGGACAAAUGAAAAGGAAGAGACCCCCUCCCAGACCCUCUCCCCCCCACCCCCGGUUAGGGUUUCCUUUUACAAGACUCGUUCCCUCCUGAGGUAAAAGGCCUCCUGACAUUUGUAACAUUAGAAUCACGGACUGUAGAAAGGGGGGGGGGGAGAGAAGGAGUCUGGGGGACGGCCACCCACCAUCGUCCACAUGUGCCUGGGGCCCUGGGUCCUGACUGAGGGGGCACAAGAGACCUUGUCUGCCUGUGGGACAGCGACCUCGUCUGUGUGACAGAGCGACAGGGGGAGGCUGCCGAGCCAUCCUGCCUCCUUCCAAGGGAGCAGGAAGACCCCGCUGUGACCCCUGGUCUAGCCACUGCCAGCUGGGUCCUGGCUUCCUCCGCUGCUGUCCGAGCUCCUGUGAGCCAGAGGCAGUUUACAGCCUUCCUUUCCCCUGCAGUCCCGAUGUUUAAUUUACAAAACCUUGAUUUCUAAACUGCGUCGUACCUGUGUCUGCUCCAGCCUCUCUUCCCGGACAGUGCUGGGAGCCGAGGAGACGUCCCCAAGCUGGGCUGCCCUGCUCCCUCACCAGCCUGGCACCCCUGGCCAGGUGCCCUUUGUCCUUCCGCCAGAGCACCCGUCUGCUAACUGGACAGCCCCAGCCCGUGGGGAGCUAGCGCUGAAGAAAGGCUCCCAGCCGCUUCCAAUAAUAAGUCUUUAUUUCUUUAUAUAUACAAAAAUAUUUCAUUGGGAAUAGGUAAAUCUCCGAUUUUGUACAUUUCGGUAAUUGGCAUCAUGGACAAUACAUGAGCAAGACAUGAAACAGUGAAGGGGAGGGCUGGGGAAGACAGGGGCAGAGCCAGCCUCGGGGCGCGUGUCCCUUUCCCCGGGAGCCGUGGUGGCCGGGACAGCCCGGAAAGUAGCAGCAGUAGGCUUUAGGAACGUAUGGGGCUGGGAUCCGGCGCGGGUUCACGCUUGCAGCCGCCAAGCUUUCUGCCCUCAGUUUUUCAAACUGCUCUUCUACACGUGUGCAAAAGCUGAUCCUAAAAACCAUGCAUUUUAAUGUGUAGAA
This is a messenger RNA of Sarcophilus harrisii (Tasmanian devil), 2796 nucleotides long. It is a transcript of the gene GSDME, whose product is annotated as gasdermin E. The transcript has 10 exons. Gene Ontology annotation, biological process: programmed cell death. Gene Ontology annotation, cellular component: cytoplasm. The record is from RefSeq and is a predicted model, not a curated record. The coding region runs from base 148 to 1659 and encodes 503 amino acids. NCBI's taxonomy places the organism in Eukaryota, Metazoa, Chordata, Mammalia, Dasyuromorphia, Dasyuridae.